Anoplopoma fimbria (sablefish) is the source of this 1154-nucleotide messenger RNA. Its product is annotated as globoside alpha-1,3-N-acetylgalactosaminyltransferase 1-like. Gene Ontology annotation, molecular function: hexosyltransferase activity. The transcript is spliced from 10 exons. NCBI's taxonomy places the organism in Eukaryota, Metazoa, Chordata, Actinopteri, Perciformes, Anoplopomatidae. Gene Ontology annotation, biological process: carbohydrate metabolic process. The record is from RefSeq and is a predicted model, not a curated record. Bases 85 to 1140 code for a protein of 351 amino acids. Gene Ontology annotation, cellular component: vesicle; membrane; Golgi apparatus.
GAUUAAGGACUCUGUCUGUGGAUCAGGUCUGGAUUAAGGACUCUGUCUGUGGAUCAGGUCUGAGCUGGUGUGACUGAGACUACGAUGAAACACCUGAACAACGGAAGAGCUUUGACUCUGGUGCUGGUGGCUGUGCUGCUGGGAGUGCUGUGCUACUACAUCACUCCGUCCUUCAGAGGCAUUAAGCUCUUCAAGGAGAACGACAUCAGACAAGAGAACAGACUGGAUGCUGAUGUCAUCCAUGUGAGUCGUGAGUUCCACCUGGUGGCUCCUGAUCAUCUGCAGUACAAACAGCCGAGCAUCGUACACGGUAGUCGUACCGAUGUGGUGACGGUGACGCCCUGGCUGGCUCCUGUGGUCUGGGAGGGAACCUUUAACCCGGUUCUACUCGACAGCAUCUACAAUAAAAAGAACGUCAGCAUCACAGCCACCGUGUUCGCUGUUGGAAAGUACAUCAUGUUCCUGAAAAACUUCCUGGAGACAGCAGAGCAGCACUUCUUCAUUGGUUUCAAGGUGCACAUUUGUGUGUUCACCGACCGGCCAGAUGAGGUGCCCCAAGUCAGAAUGGCCACCGGCAGACAGCUGACGGUGCGUUCGGUGCCGAGCUCCAAGCGUUGGCAGGAGAUCUCCGCUCGAAGGAUGGAGCUCAUCCAGUCACUGAUCGAGGAGCAGCUUCCCAACGACAGCGGCUACAUCUUCUGUCUGGACGUCGACUCUAAGUUCCACGGCCGAUGGGGGACGGAGUCACUGGGCGGACUGGUUGCCGUGAUACAUCCAGGUUACUAUAGAGACGACCGCAGCAAGUUCCCCUACGAGCGGAGUCCCGAGUCCAGAGCCUACGUGGCUCCUGGUGAAGGAGACUUCUACUACUGUGGGGGGGCGUUUGGAGGUCUUCUGCAGGAAGUACAUCAGCUCGCCAAAACCUGCAGAUCCAACUUUGAGUCUGAUGCCAAAGAGGGCAUCGAGGCUGCCUGGCAGGAGGAGAGUCACCUGAACAGGUACAUGUGGAUCAACAAGCCCAGUAAGGUGCUGUCACCUGAGUACCUUUGGCAGGACUUCAAACCCAAAAACCCAGAAGUUCACAUCAUCAGGUUCUCUGGAGUUAUCAAGAACUACGCUGAGAUCCGACCCAACGCCUGAGAGUCCGGGCCGGA